Malaclemys terrapin pileata is the source of this 9430-nucleotide messenger RNA. Its product is annotated as piezo-type mechanosensitive ion channel component 2-like. Lineage: Eukaryota; Metazoa; Chordata; Testudines; Emydidae. The coding region runs from base 365 to 8035 and encodes 2556 amino acids. The record is from RefSeq and is a predicted model, not a curated record. The transcript has 49 exons.
UUCAGCAGAUGUUCAAUGCCAAUCGUGGAAAAAAAGACAUCUUAAAAAAUUCUGCUCAGUAUCUGAGUGUAAUAUUACCUGCUAUUUAAUCAUGUGGUAUUGUUCUCUGCUGUGGAAUACAGAAACUACAAUAAAGCACAUUGCAAUAGGAUAACCAAGUGCACUUCAUUCUUAGGUCAUUUUUUUAAUGCACAGAUGCAUUUCUGGGAUUAGUUUUCUGGUUAAUUAUUACAGGAACAUUUGGAAAAAUUAGACUGUCAUUUCUGAGCACUAGCCUUAUGUUUCACUCGUGUGCUUUCUACUCUGCAGGCUCAGCAAAGUUGAUGCUGGAAAUAUCAUCCGCCUCCUGGUUCCUGACAUUGGAAUGUUUUUCAUUGGCUUCAUGGUUAUAAGGCUUUGUAAAAAACAGGUGAAACCUCAUAUUCCCAAAAUGCGGCUUCAUGCUGAAGACCGGGAGCAGGAGGAGGAUGAGGACGAUGAUGAUGAGGAGGAGAUGGACUAUGAAACAGAAGCAGGGGACAGUGACAAGGAAGAGACCGACUGUUUAUCUGAAGAAGAUCUGGGAAAAGAAGAAGGUGACCGAAAACCAGGUUUCAUUCAGAAAGUCAUUACGUUCCUAGCAGGCUUGAAAAUCAUAUUUGAAGCCAUCCUGACAAGUGCUGGAAAGGUGGUAGCAACUCUUCUAUUAGGCUUAGCAGGUAUAAUUUUGCCUUCUGUGACUUCUGCAAUCUACUUUUUCACCUUCCUGGGCCUGUGCUCCUGGUGGGCUUGUCAUCGUCCCAUUACCGUGGUCACCUUCAGCAGUUUGUGUGUGAUGAUGGCUGUCUUCAGUGCAGGUCACCUUGCUGCCCUUUACCUGUACCAGUUGCCAUACUUUCAGGACCUGGUUCCUCCUGAUGACAUUUAUGCCAGGCUCCUGGGGAUGGUGGCGCUCAUCAAGACAAACAGCACAGAAACCUGGAAGCUGCAGAUUCAUUCUGGAUUAAGCUGGCCUGUGUUUUUAAAUCCUCUUUUGCUGCUUGUAUUAUAUUAUUCACUGGUCAUGUUGCUACAGCAGUGGGCUCUGAAUCCUAAGGAAUGUGAAGAGGGCAUCCAGUCAUCACUGGAAGAGCAGAGUAAGUUGGAACUGGACACCAUGCUCUGGAUGGCAAAGAAUGAGAAGGAAAAGGUGGCUUAUUUUUCAAAUGGAAGCUGGCAGGACAUGCCCCUUUUACAGUGUGAACAUGGCAGGAGCCUCACAGCCAGUGCUGACCCCAGUGAAGGACACAGCACUCCUGUAUCAGACGAUAGCACCUGCCCUGAAAACGCAGACGCUGAUGGGGAUGGCACUAGCAGUAUGGCAGUACUGGGGCAGUUCAUUAUGAAUCAAAGUUAUGUCAGUGCACUGAUUGCCAUGAUGGUUUGGAGCAUCACCCACAACAGCUGGCUGACUUUUGUUCUGCUGAUUUGGUCUUGUAUCAUUUGGAUGGUUCGUGACCGGCGUCGUUAUGCCAUGCGUAGCUCUCCGUUCCUUGCCAUCUAUGGGAAUAUCCUGGUGAUCCUCAAUUUCUUUGUAGGGUUCAAUAUUUCACAAGAAGAACUGUUUCCUGAAAUUCCAACCUCCGUGCUCACUGACUUUGAUUUAAAACCAUACUCUUUGCCAUGUGUGCACCUUGGUGUUAAGAUCUUUUAUGCAUUCACGUUCUGGCUAUUGCUAAGGCAGCAUAUGAUCAAAAGACAUAUGGAGCAGAAGCAAGAAACUCUCUCGGAAGUGACAGUGGAUGCGAAUGAAAGGGAAAUCCCGCACAAUCCUCUGCUGGAAAUCUUUGGCUCUCUGAUUAAAGGAAUGCUGGUUAAAUACUGGAUCUAUUUCUGCGCUGCCAUGUUUUUCAUUGUCAGUUUCAAUGGCAAAGUAGUGAUCUACAAAAUACUGUACAUUAUGCUCUUUCUGUUCUGUGUAGCUUUAUAUCAGGUUCAUUAUGAGUGGUGGAGACGAAUUCUGAAGUAUUUUUGGCUCACUGUUGUCUCUUAUUCAAUGGUGGUCCUCAUUGCUGUGUAUGCCUACCAGUUUAAAACCAUUUCUGGGUUUUUGCUCCUGACUUUGGGACUGUCAGAGGAGGGGUUAAAAGACCUGGGUCUUGACCAGUAUGACACGGUAGAACUGUUUGCUAAGAUUCUGCUUCCUUCCACUUUUCUCCUGGCCUGCAUCCUUCAGCUUCGUUACUUUAGUGAGGAUUUUCUGAAGAUCACUGACCUGAGUAAUAUUCCCAUCAAGCAUGAAUGUACUUCUGGCAGUAAAAAGAAAACGGAAACUCAGGUGUAUCUCCUGGCUGACAUGCUUAAAGAAAAUAUUUGGAAACUGCAAAACAGGCUGGCAGCCAAUGAACUGCAUGGUGAAAAUCAAACCACCUCGGACAAGAUAGAGAAUACAACGGUGUAUGAAACCAUGGGAGCGGCUCAGCAGGAGAAAUCAGUGGGAGAGCCUAAUAAAUGGUGCCUGGUCAUCGACAAGUUGGCUUCUCUUCUCCUGCAGCUUUUGGAAAAGUUUCAUAAAACUCAGGUGUUAGCCUGGAGAGUCCUAGAGCUGCACAUCCUUAAAAUUGUCUCCACGUGGGUCAUCUGGAUCACUCUCCAGGAGGUAUCUUUGAUGAAUUACCCUUUCUUCGUCCUUUGGGUGUUUGCCCUGCCCUAUCCCAAGCUCCGCCCUCAUGCAUCAAAGAUCUGCACAGUUUGGUCCUGUGUGAUGGUUAUCUGUAAAAUGAUGUACCAGCUGAAAUUCGUCAGGCCGCAUGACUACUCCUCAAACUGUUUGCAGAACAGAACCUACUAUCAUGACAGCCUGGAUGAGCUGUUGCAGAAAUCAGUGUUGUACGUUGCUCCUGUUGAUCCCGCCGAUUGGUGUGGAGGGUUACGGAAGUGCGGUGACAAUGUUUUACCCUGCCUGAAGAACCAUCUCACCAUCUUGGCAUUAAUGGUAAUAGAAGUGACUGUGUAUCACCACCAGCUCUUUUACCGGACUCAAAACCAGCUGAUGCCACCUGUUACAGGGAUCAUUUUUGAUACCAUCACCCGAGAGCACCUGGAUGAUGGGUUACUCAGCUGCAUCAAAUACUUUAUCAACUAUGGUUUCUACAAGUUUGGACUAGAGGUGUGUCUCAUCAUGGCGGUGAAUGUCAUUAAGCAGCGUAUGGAUUUCUAUGCCCUUCUCCACGGCUGCUGGCUGAUCUACCUGCUGCACCGCCGCCGAAGGAAAGCAGUGGCUGAGGUCUGGCUGAGAUACUGCUCUUUCCUUGCCGGUGUCAUGACCUUUCAGUAUUUGCUAUGCAUUGGCUUCCCUCCUGCUUUCUGCAAAGAUUAUCCAUGGAGAACCUCUCGCUGGACAAUCCAUUCCAAUCUGAUUAAGUGGCUCUAUCUGCCUGAUUUUGCCAAGAAACCUGAUGCCAGUUUUCUCCUGUAUGACUUCCUGCUUCUGCUUUUUGCCUCCCUGCAAUGGCAGGUAUUCAAAGAUGAGAAUAAGGCUUGUGUGCGAAUAGAGGCAGGAGAUAAUGUGGAGAUCAGCUGUGAAUUAGACCCAGCUGCUCUCAGCCAGUACAGCCCUGUGCCAAACUUUAUCCACUGCAGGUCCUAUUUGGAUAUGGCUAAAGUGGUCGUGUUCGGCUAUCACUUCUGGUUUGUGCUCUGCCUGAUUUUUAUCACUGGGACAACUCGAAUCAACAUAUUCUGUCUGGGCUAUCUGAUGGCCUGUUUCUACUUUAUGAUCUUUGGAAGCAAUCUCCUUCUAAAGCCGGUCAAGAAUAUUCUCAGAUUGUGGGACUAUUUGAUUGCGUACACUGCCUUAGUUAUAGUGAUGAAGAAUCUUCUGGCUAUUGGAGCGUGUGCCUAUCUUGAUAAGUUACUGAGAAACCAUUGCUGGCUAAUACAGACCUUUGGCAUGUUCUGUACUAUACCGGGGUAUGACUUGGCUCUUCCCGAGGAUGAGAAAUGUGAGCUGCCUGAAAAUGAAGCCGGGAUUGUUUGGGACGCGAUAAGUUUCACUUUCUUGCUGGUCCAGCGGAGAGUCUUUAUGAGCUAUUACUUCCUCUACGUAGUGGCAGAUCUGAAGGCUGCCAAGAUCUUAGCUUCCAGAGGAGCUGAACUGUUUGAAGUGAAGCUGAAAAAAGUUGUGGCGCUCAGAUUGGAGGAAGAGAAAAAAUCACUGCAAGCCAUGAGAAGACAAAUGGAACUAAUCAAAUUGAAGCAGAAGAAACUUGACAGUUUGAAGCAAAAGACACCAAGCCCAGAAGAAACAGCUGUGGAUCAAUCUGCCAAAGAGCAGCAGCUGCUAGAUCCAGAGGAGGGUGGCAAGAAGGAAAACGAGGACAAGAAGAUAUGGUGGCAACCCUGGGUGACCCACGCCUCCAUGAUUCGAGCUGGGAGCUACUACCUCUUUGAGACAGACAGUGAGGAAGAAGAGGAACAAGGGCACACAGAAAAGAGGGAGGAAGAAUCACCAAAGAAGAAAACAGCAUUCCAGCUUGUGUAUGAAGCUUGGAUGUCUAGCUCUAAAUCAGCUCUGAGAACAAGAAAACAAGAUGAAACCAGAGAGCAGAGGAAGAAAGAGGAGGAGGAGCAGCAGCGACUGGCAGGGGAGGUAAAGUUGGAAUUCCAUGAAGAGAAAGGGGAGAUAUCAGUCACUGAAGAGAACCUAGAUGAGUCAGAAAGUAUAAUUGAAAGAAUAAUCAACACAAUCAAGUUUACUUGGGUUUUUGUUCAAGCAUUGCUAGAGGAUACUACAGAAGCACUAAACUCACUUUGUAAAAAUAACCUGGACAUAGCAAACGUACUGAGAAUUGAAAGGUACAUGCUAUGGCGAGAAACUAAUAAGGGAAAAGAAGCCUCACCAGACACAAUUCUCCAAUAUUACAACCUGAAGAAGAGUCAGCAAGUGCAAGCAAGUCUUUAUGGGGGAAAUAAAAUGAAAGGCACACAGGAGGAUCAGCAUGAAGACACAUUAGAGUGCCAGCAGAUACCCACGAGGGGAACCCAGCUACCGCACGAGAGCAGUGCAUCCAGGACAUCUGAUGAAGUUGCUGAGGAAAUUAAUGGAGAUGAGGCAGGAGAGAAGAUGGAAGAUGAAGACAGUGUCAAAGAAGCUGCCCCGGAAAUGACCACUCCACUUCCUUCCCGUGAAACAAAAGAUUAUGCUGUUUCCCCAACAGCUGAGAGGAGCAAAGAAGCAGGCAGGCCAUUAAAUGAAGUUCCUGUUAUCAUGACUGCCAGUGAGCUGCUUCUGAACAGGAUGUUUCAUGACAAUGAACUGGAGCAGUCAGACAAAUUUUACCAGAGUCUGCCUCGAUCCCUGAAGUUGGGCUUUGCUUUGUACAAUGCGAUGGUAUCCAAGUCAGAAAUGCUCUGUUAUUUUGUGGUCAUUCUCAACCACAUGGUCUCUGCGUCAGUCCUCACUUUGGUUCUGCCUAUCCUUAUAUUUCUGUGGGCCAUGUUAUCCAUUCCAAGGCCUACUAAAUUCUUCUGGAUGAUGGCUAUCGUUUAUACAGAGAUAACAGUAGUUGUCAAAUAUUUUGCUCAGUUUGGAUUCUUUCCCUGGACCACUAAGUUAUACUGCGGCAUCAAUGCAGAAGAGCCAUUUGUUCUGCCAAACAUUGUCGGGAUUGAGAAGAAGGAUGGCUAUGUGCAUUUUGAUCUUGUGCAGCUGCUGGCUUUGUUCUUUCACAGGUCUAUCUUGAAGUGCCAUGGACUAUGGGAUUCCAAAGGUGUCAAUGUGUCUGAUACCAAGAAAAGGAGAUGUUCUAGGAGUCCAAAGAACCAGGAGUCCAGAGGAGGUCUGCAGGAAGAUGAGCCUGGAUCGGGGGCAUGGCACCUUUUCAGACAUCACAAUCCCUCAGGGAGUGUCUUCAGAGGAAGGAAGACAGCCUCCAUUAACAGAGGCAAGACUCAGAAGAAGGAAGCCAGGAAGAAAUGGAAGCUUUUUAGAAAGAGUCCCAUCAGCAAGAAGAAACUUCUUAAGCAAAAGAUGAAACAACUGAUAUUGAAAACAAAGAAGCUGGUGAUUAAAAUUGCCCUUCAAAUCUAUCGACCUAUCAGGCAGUUCUUCUACGACAUUAUUCAUCCGGAGUACAGCCCUGUCUGUGACGUCUAUGCACUGAUGUUCCUGGUUGACGUGAUCAAUUUUAUAAUUGUUAUCUUUGGAUACUGGGCCUUUGGCAAACACUCAGCAGCUGCUGACAUAACUGAAUCCCUGUCGGAAGACCAGGUCCCUGAAGCCUUCCUGGUGAUGCUCCUGAUUCAAUUUGGCACCAUGAUAGUGGACCGGGCCAUUUACUUGAGGAAGACUAUGUUUGGGAAGUGUGUAUUCCAGGUUGUCCUUGUCUUUGGCAUUCACUUCUGGAUGUUCUUCAUCUUGCCAGGCGUUACCGAAAGGAGAUUCAACAGAAACCAUGUGGCUCAGCUUUGGUACUUGGUCAAAUGUGUUUAUUUUGGCCUGUCUGCGUAUCAGAUCAAAUGUGGUUAUCCGAAUCGGGUCCUAGGCAACUUUCUGACAAAGAGUUACAAUUUCGUAAACCUUUUCCUAUUCCAAGGGUUUCGUAUGGUGCCUUUCCUUACUGAGCUGAGAGCUGUCAUGGACUGGGUUUGGACUGACACCACACUGAGUCUUUCCAGCUGGAUCUGUGUGGAGGAUUUAUAUGCAAAUAUUUUCAUUAUGAAAUGCCUGAGAGAGUCUGAGAAGAAAUAUCCUCAGCCUUCUGGCCAGAAGAAAAAAAUGAUUGUGAAGUAUGGAAUAGGAGGCUGCAUUGUCUUUAUAUUGGUCUGCAUCGUGUGGUUCCCACUGCUUCUUAUGUCACUGGUUAAAUCUGUGGCAGGAGUAACCAAUCAGCCCCUGGAUGUCUCAGUCAAAAUUACCAUUAGCGGUUAUGAGUCAUUAUUCACCAUGAGCGCUCAGCAGCGGAAUCUGAUCCCUUUCUCUCCAGCAGCAUAUAACGAGCUGGCUAAUCAAUAUGCCCUUCACCCGUCUGCCAUGCAGUUUAUAGUGAACUACAGCCCAGAGGACAUCGUCACUGCUAAAAUAAAGAGCAAUGCUAGCUUGCUGUGGAGCAUCAGUCCCGCCAGCCGAGAGGCCAUGAUGGACGAGCUCUCCAGCUCAACUGCGGUCUACAUCAACUUUCACUGGACAAUUCUCAGGAAUGCUUCUCUGGUGAAGAAUGUGGAAGCGUCUGGCAAGCACACAGUGCGGUACGAAGAGAAGGAGAUAAGAGAACAAAUUGUUCAAAUGCUAAAUGGGACCAGGAAAGAGCCAAUGUCAGUAUUUUUCUUCUGUUCGAGCCGCGUUUUCAAAAUGCGCCAUAGCAAAGAAUUGUUGUUGGUGAACACAGUAGAGGGGAUUGCUCACAUGUUAAAUGGGCGGGUCAUUCCUUUUACAAACAUUAGAACCACGCUAUGCAUAGCACUGAAAUAUUUGAUAACUCCAAGGCAAUUUUGGCUUCCACUUGUUUCUAGACUGCUUCCCGGCGUGGUACCAAGAUACCUCAGGGCUACUGCUGGAGCAGAAGCUAGAACUGCACAUCGCUUGCAAGUUGCUCAUUCUCAGAAACCACAAGACAUAGACAAAAUGGCUUUCUUCCGAAAUAUAACCAUAAAACUACAGCAGCUGGCCCUCAACUCGUCUUCCGGCCAAGUUACUGAGUGGUGGGUUAUUGAAGAGUGGAAUCCUGCGUGCUCUGGUAAUGCUUGCAGCAAGAAUAUGGAGCUUAUCAUCUACAAUGACAAAGUCAGCCCUUCCAGUCUGGGAUUCCUGGCAGGCUACGGCAUCGUUGGCCUUUAUAUGUCUGUUGUUCUCGUCAUUGGAAAGUUUAUCCGAGAGUUCUUCAAUGGCAUCUCUCGUUCAAUAAUGUUUGAAGAGCUGCCCAACGUGGACCGCAUCCUGAAACUCUGCACGGACAUCUUCCUGGUGAGGGAGAUUGGGGAGCUGGAGUUGGAGGAACAACUCUUUGCCAAACUCAUCUUUUUGUACAGAUCUCCUGAAACUAUGAUCAUGUGGACCAGAGAAUCAAAGGAACAAUGACAGGACAAAGGUUUGUUUAGUGAAGAUCAGGCUUAGGAAGCAAGCUAUUGUCAUGGGCUGCUUUAGAAGCAAAUUUAACAUUCAGGAACGGGAGAUGCUACGAGUGUCUCCUCUCCAUUGGCAUAUUUUCACCUUAAGCUUUUCCACACGUUCCUCACCAAAAUGUAUCAUGUUUAGGCAGUAAGUGUACUUUUCAGGCCAGUGACUUCCCUUUGCUCAACCAGAGAAGACCUAGUACUGAUCCCCUACAGACUUCAUCCCACAAUCAUGGAUACAAAAAGCUCGGCUCAAGUCCACCUGAUUUUAUCUGCAAAGCAGCUAAAAACUUCCUCACAGCAGGAGGGGUUCUAAUCAGCCUCCGAGCAACUGCAGCAUGGGCUAACCAAGCUGAGCGCCGUUAAUGGCUGAAGAUAAAUUAUAGGGAGGAAAUUUUAAUAGGGCUAAUUUACAAGAGUCCAGGUUCAAAUGUAAGAUUUUAAAGAAACAUUUAAAGGGGUGCUUUGACAUGGGUGAUGAAGCUUCCAGUGCUCAUUAGACAAAAUGCACAGACUCAAGGUGUGCAAACAUUCCAGUUUAGAAAAUAAAACCAAACCGUUCAAAGACAAAAUAAAAGAACUGAAUGGGGCACUUGCAUAAUCAGAGCAAGAUCUCUCUAGCUAGGCCUAAGGUCCCUUUAAUUCUUAAGAGGUCUCUACCACAGCCUUUACCCAACUAAUAUUCUACUUUAUAGUUUGGAGAAGUUUCCCAUCUUGCUCUGCUUUUAAGUGGGUACUUAUUCCUUCCAAGUGAGAGUUCAGCCACUUUUUCCUCGCUGCAGAAUCACUGAAAAAUGGGUUGGAAGCAGAGAACGGGCGUAUUGGGCAGUGUUUUAUUAGGUUAAAAUAGAGGGGUUACCUGAAUGGCAUCCAGGAUGGUACUCCAGCAUAGGGACAAGGGGAUGGAGUAGGGCAGUUCUUUUACAAAUAAAUGUUUGAGGAGGCAGUAUGGAUCCAGUGGACUGAGCACCAGGAGCCCCACGAUUUCUAUUUCCAGUUCCGCCAGGCUGUGAAACUCUGGGAAAGUCACUUCCCCCCUUAGCGCCUGGUUCCCGUCCCAUCCUGUCUGUUUAGACUAGAAGCUCCUCAGAACAGGGUCUGUCUCUCACUCUGUGUGCACACAGCACGGGCCCUUCAUCUCUGUUCAGUGAAUUGAGUGAGAGAAUUUGGUAUUCUCAUUCUAGCCAUUAGUGGAAGCUCCUAUGCACUGCAAAGCCGCCUAGUCAUUCAGCACAAGUGGCAGCAGCUCCUUGGAGGAAACAGGUGCUGGGAGUCUGAUCUGAAGUGCAGCAGUAGAGCUGGGCGUGAGAACUUGCACAGCGCAGGCCAGUCAGACUCUCAUUUUAGGAGCACCCAGUAU